Messenger RNA from Perkinsus marinus ATCC 50983, 486 nucleotides. RefSeq lists its product as hypothetical. The record is from RefSeq and is a predicted model, not a curated record. The transcript has a single exon. The coding region runs from base 1 to 486 and encodes 161 amino acids. Lineage: Eukaryota; Perkinsozoa; Perkinsida; Perkinsidae.
AUGGCAGACGGCAUAGACAGGUUUUUCUUGGGUGAAACGGCAAUAGCUUUAAUUGAAGCUUGCAGAGCCACGGGUAUUUCGGACACGGCUAGCUUGGCCGCGCUGCACUCUGAUGAAGGAAAAACUGUGGCUGCAGGAAUAGCUGAGAAGGCGAUAGCUCUACCAAGCUGGCCCCCAUUAAAGUGCGGUGAUGACAUCAAUGAGGACACCAAGAAGUCCGUGAAUUUAAUGCGUGCUAAGAGAAUCCUGAUGACCGCGUCUAAACAAGUCGACGAGGGAACUGAGUGCUCCUCACAGAAGUUCAUGGAGAUGGCCUAUGAGCGUUUAGGAGGUGAAUUGCCAGAAAGAAUGACGAUUGGGGAACAGCAUAUUCGAGCCAUGGUGAAGGACCCUGCAACCUAUCGUGAGUUAAAAAUCACCAAAGGAACUGCUCUAGAUGUUCCGGUUUGGCGGGAGACAACGGAAAGGAAAAAUGGUGGCAACUAA